UGCACACUCAACGUCAUCUCUCCCACAGCUCUGCGCCAGCAUCGUUCCCUUAUUUCCGCCACCGCAGCACCCUAAAGAUUGAGUUUCCAGCAGCCGCAGCCAUGGCACCACACCCAACUCUCAAGACGACCUUCGCCGCGAGGAGCGAAACGGCGACGCACCCUCUAACCGCCUAUCUAUUUAAGCUCAUGGACCUCAAAGCCUCUAACCUUUGCCUGAGCGCCGAUGUACCGACAGCGCGGGAGCUCCUCUACCUUGCUGACAAAAUCGGCCCCUCCAUUGUCGUGCUCAAGACACACUAUGACAUGGUCUCUGGCUGGGAUUUCCACCCAGAAACCGGCACCGGUGCCCAGCUGGCCACGCUAGCUCGAAAGCAUGGCUUCCUCAUUUUCGAGGAUCGCAAGUUCGGGGAUAUUGGCCACACAGUCGAGCUGCAGUACACCGGCGGGUCGGCGCGCAUCAUCGACUGGGCCCACAUUGUCAACGUCAACAUGGUCCCGGGCAAGGCGUCUGUGGCCUCGCUGGCACAAGGAGCCAAGAGAUGGCUGGAGCGUUAUCCCUGCGAGGUCAAGACGUCGGUCACUGUUGGCACGCCCACCAUGGAUUCCUUUGACGAUAUCGAAGAGACCAAGGACGGCGAGCCCGUCACCGUCAAUGGUAAUGGCAAUGGCUCCUCCAACAUGAUGGAAAAGCCCAUUUACUCUGGCCGAACCGGAGACGGCCGCAAGGGAAGCAUCGUCUCCAUCACUACCGUCACCCAGCAGUACGAGUCUGUCGCUUCGCCCCGGUUGGCAAAGGCAAUCGCCGAGGGAGACGAGUCACUAUUUCCCGGCAUUGAGGAGGCGCCGCUAAACCGUGGCCUCUUGAUUCUCGCCCAGAUGUCCAGUCAGGGCAACUUCAUGAACAAGGAGUACACUCAAGCUUGUGUGGAGGCGGCUAGGGAGCACAAGGAUUUUGUCAUGGGCUUCAUCUCUCAGGAGACGCUGAACACGGAGGCUGAUGAUGCCUUUGUUCACAUGACGCCUGGCUGCCAGCUCCCCCCCGAAGAUGAAGACCAGCAGGCGAACGGAACCGUUGGAGGAGAUGGCCAAGGCCAGCAGUACAAUACGCCGCAUAAGAUCAUUGGCCUCUGCGGCAGCGACAUUGCCAUUGUGGGCAGAGGUAUCCUCAAGGCCUCAGAUCCCGUAGAAGAGGCAGAACGAUAUCGGUCAGCGGCGUGGAAAGCCUACACAGAGAGGCUACUGAGAUAAAAGGGUGGAAAAAACAGGCGAGGGGAGGAGUGCGGAGCUGGGAGAAGCUCUUGUCCAAUGCCCGCAUCAUAGAAUGCAAUGUAUUUAGGCGAACUCUAUCUUCUUCUUUUUCUUCCUUUUUGUGGUCUAGCUGGGACGUUGUCCGGCUGCGUUGAUAUCAUUGCAUGCACAAAGGUGGAGGCGAACUGAAUAUUGGUGGAUCUGGAAUUUGGAAUUCGGUAUGCUCGCGAGUUUAAGGCAAACGUUGGGAUUUUGUAGGGACAUUUAGGAUCAAAGUCGAUGAUUUUAUUCAAAGUUUAUUUUGAUCAUCUUAGGUAGUAUAUGACGGCAGUUUCAUGUC
Molecule: messenger RNA, 1590 nt
Organism: Trichoderma virens Gv29-8
Lineage: Eukaryota; Fungi; Ascomycota; Sordariomycetes; Hypocreales; Hypocreaceae
Exons: 1
Coding region: 102-1250 (382 amino acids)
Biological process (GO): 'de novo' pyrimidine nucleobase biosynthetic process; 'de novo' UMP biosynthetic process
Cellular component (GO): cytosol
Molecular function (GO): orotidine-5'-phosphate decarboxylase activity
Source: RefSeq, a predicted model, not a curated record